Messenger RNA from Epinephelus moara (kelp grouper), 2536 nucleotides. RefSeq lists its product as uncharacterized. The transcript has 9 exons. Bases 108 to 1259 code for a protein of 383 amino acids. Gene Ontology annotation, molecular function: strictosidine synthase activity. Gene Ontology annotation, biological process: biosynthetic process. Lineage: Eukaryota; Metazoa; Chordata; Actinopteri; Perciformes; Serranidae. The record is from RefSeq and is a predicted model, not a curated record.
UGAAGGUCACCGGAUGCUCUUGCACACACUGUGUUGUGUGUCUCAUUCAGUCAGACCUGUUUGAUCCAGCAGGUCAGGACGAAGAGACGCUGACUCAAAGCUCAACUAUGUUGGGUAAGAGAUCGUUGUUGGCGGCUCUGCUCGCUCUGGCUGUCGGAGUUUACCUGCUGCCUUCUCCCAUUGACCCCAAACCACAUGUACUGAAGGGGCCUCCCCCGGCUCUUGAGGGGCCGCUUGCGGUCAACACCCGGCUGCAGAAGGGCCACAGGCUGUUUACUGGGAAACUACACGGACCAGAAUCCUUCACUGCUGAUGAGGAGGGUAACGUGUACACAGGCACAGUGGACGGGAAGCUGUGGAGGAUCGGCCCUGAUGACAGUCUCACCCUCGUCACACAGAUGGGACAGAAUUUACCUGAAUGUGGCAGCAGUACAGACUACGAGCCCGUGUGCGGCCGUCCUCACGGGGUCCGUCUGGAUCGUCACGGUCAGCUGAUAGUCGCUGACUCGUACUUUGGGCUGCACAGCGUCAACCCCAAAACUGGAGAGAAGACUCUGCUGCUGGCUAAUUCACAAGGUGCUGAUGGCGUUCACUUUGCCUUCCUGAACGGGCUGGAGAUUUCCUCCCAAACUGGGAUCAUUUAUUUCACUGACUCCUCCAGUCGCUGGGGACGCAGACACGUCAAACUGGAGGUGAUCGAGCUGAACACCCUCGGUCGUCUUCUCUCCUUCGAUCCAGAGAAGGGAAGUGUGAAGGUCCUGCUGGACUCUCUGUACAUGCCCAACGGCAUCGUGCUGUCGCCUGACGAACACUUCCUGUUGCUGGCUGAGACUAGCAUCGGACGCAUAAUAAGAUAUUGGCUGAAGGGCCCGAAGGCUGGCACCAAGGAGAUCGUCAUGGACAACAUGAUCGGUUACCCCGACAACAUCCGCCUUAGCGACCAUGGAACAUUCCUGGUCGGCAUAACGACGACACGGUUUCGGAAGUUCAUGCCUCCAUUCCUGGACUUGAUCGCCCCGUACCCAGCUGUCAAACGCUUCCUGGCAAAGGUGAUUCCUCUGAGCUGGUACAACGUCCUGCUGCCACGCUACGCUCUGAUCCUGGAGCUGGGAUUGGAUGGCGAGAUUGUGGGAACGCUGCAUGACCCUGAAGGGCGCCUAACAUGGGCCAUCAGCGACGUCUUCCAGCACCGAGGGAGGACCUACCUGGGCAGCACUGACCUGCCAUUUCUACCUGUCCUUGAGGGAUGGGAGAGCUGAUGAUCGACUGAACACAGGAAACUAAAUGUAGGCUUAUUCAUUUUUAUUUUUGGACAGUUUAAACGUCUGAGGACACUUGUGCCGCUUCUGGAUUUUACAUUUUUGAAGUUUUUAGUCGGUGUCCACCUCUGGAGCGACGUGUGAAUGUUGCAUAGAUGAAACCACUUUUGUGGUUUCAGGUCGGUCUUUAUAGCUGAUCCACUAAUGACCUGUGAGGUGAAUGGAGCAACUGUGGUCGUCUAAAGACACUUUCAGAAAGGUUAAACUUCAUGUGGGAACUUGCGUCUGCUCAAACCAAAUGAGGAAAUUAACCAAGUGAUGUUUGUCGGAUAGAAACUGACAACUUUUUUAGCAUUAAAGACAUAAAGAGCUCCAGAAACGAUGAGCUCAAACCACAUCAUCUACCCAAAAUACUGUACAACCUACUGUAUCAUUGCACUUGAUGUCUGCAGACAAGCAGCAGCAGCAGAAGAAACACUGAAUCCAUCAACUUUCCCUUCAACUGGAAUUAAACUGGAAUAAAACUUCAACAGACACUUUAACUUUGCAUUUUUCACCUACUUUCUAGAGUCUAUUAAUAAUUCUGUUCUGUAAGAGACAUGGAAGCUUAAACUGACUCUGAGUGAUUUGUCUCUGUCAGUUUGGACUAAUUAAAUCUCCUCCUGCGGCCUAGACCGUCGAAAUCGACAAACUUUCUCUUGGAGGAAUUUUAAAUUAACCUUGGAAAUUUCAGACUGUGGGAAUAUGUAUUUGUACGUGUACUAUUAAUACCAAACUAUAAAGUUAGGUUUUAAAUUAAUUUUUUUCUAUAAAAAUGACAUUUCAGUGAGAUCCCUGAGUCUUGAUUGUGUUGCAAACGGAGCUGAGAUGAUUGAUUUGUUGGUCCCAGCGUCGCAGUGAGGAUUUUCUGCUUUUCUCUGUUUUAUGAAAUUAUAAACUAAAUCUCUCUGGAAAAAAACAAGACAUUUGAAGAGCUCUCCUUGGACACUGACGGGUAUUUUAAAACAAUUUUCUGACAUUUAAUAGACUAAAUGAUCUAUUAGUUAAUUUAGAAAACAAUAAAAGUUUUUGUGUCAGAACUUAAUCUUUGUAUUUAAUUUGGCUUUCCAUGGGAGAUGUUUUGCUAAUUCCUCAUGUAGACAGCAAGACUAUGUACGACAACAGGUACGUACUAAACUACUGCAUGUUAAAUAAAAACAGGCCUUUUCUCUCAAAAGGUAAUUGUAGUGGAUAAGAUGUAAAGGUAAGGACAUAAAUAAAGCUUUGAGUUUUACACG